GAGGAGCUGGACGGGGCUUUAGCUGCCUUCACGGCUGUUGUGGUGGAAAUGGUGGCAAGAUGGCGGCGCUGGAGGAGGAACGGCGUUACGGGCUGUCCUGUGCGAGAGUAAGCGAUGGAAGCAGCGUGUCUGUCUUCCACGUUAAACUGACUGACAGCGCGCUGAGAGCUUUUGAAAACUAUCAGAACAGACGGAACCUGUCUGCACAUCCCUCUAUCCGCUUCGCCGGAAGCCAGGGGAAGAUCUGCGUGCCACGGCCGGAAAGCCCCGGCAACCAGCAGGUCUUCACCUUCUACCUGUCCAACGUGGGCAAGGACAAUCCCCAGGGCAGCUUUGACUGCAUCCGGCAGCAUGGCAGCCCGGGCCACUUCCGGCUGGACGGCGUCGGCACGAUCCACGACAAGAUCACCGUGUGCGCCUCCGACGACUCGUACGAGAAGGCGCGGCAGAGCAUGACGCAGGCUGAGGAGGAGACGCGCAGCCGCGGCGCCAUCGUCAUCAAGCCCGGCGGGCGGUACCCAGGGAAGAAGGUGCACAUCCGGAAGCCUCCGGCACCCAACCCGUCCGACGUCGCCCCCUGCAGGCAGGUGAACCGGCCGGUCAUCAUCUCCAGCGCCAUGAAGAAGAACGGCGGUGUGGUGGCGGGCGUGCAGGGGAGGCCCCUACGAGAGCGCCUCACUCAUCUGCUGGCCCUCAAGCCCUACAGCAGACCGGAGCUGGUCCUGCGCCUGCAGAAGGACGGCCUCUCUGCCCAGGACAGGCCCUCCCUGGACAGCCUCCUGCAGCAGGUGGCUGAUCUGAACAGCAGGGACAACUCAUUCACCCUGAAGGACUGUCUCUUCAAGGAGGUCCAGAAGGACUGGCCUGGCUACUCUGAAGGGGACCAGCAGCUCCUCAAGAGGAUUCUUGUUCGGAAACUCUGCCAGUCCCAGAAUGCAGCCCCAGCCCCCGGUGAGGAUCUGUCCAACCCCCCCAAGGGUGUGGCCAACACGGCUCUUUCCCAAUCGCCGCCUCAGAAGAGAUCGGGAAUAACGGACUUCAUUGACCCUCUAGCCAAUAAGAAGCCCAGGAUAUCACAUCUGGCGGGGAGGAUGGCUCCGUCUUUGGGUGACAAGCUGAGCAGUGGGCAAGAAGCAGGUGCAGUGCCGGGUGGCGGGGGUCGGUUGCCUGGCCUGUGCCCCCCCCCGCCGGAGUCGACACGCCCCUGUGAUCCCCUAUGCGAUGUCAGCAAUGACUCUGGCCGCAGUCGGCGGGAUCGUGAGGGGCGGGGCGCCGGAGCAGUGGACCGGCUCGGUCAGCCCAUCUUCGGCUCUGGCCCCGCCUCUGAGCCGCUACCCGUCCGAGUCUCCGCCCCUCUCCCCCCCGGCCAACCCGGACUUGCCGGAGCCCCCCCAGAGCCUCCCCCCGCCCCUGCCGCCCUGCACACCAAGUCUAAGAAGAAGUCAAAAAAAAACAAAGGCAAGGAGAAAAGCAAGGACAGGGAAAAGGAGAAGAAAGGUGUAGCGGUGCAGGGGGCGGAGUCACGGAGCGGCUGUGACCUCACGCCUUCCACUGACGGCCUGACAGGCAGCAUGUCGCACGGCGGUACAGGUCGAAAUGGAACAUGCCAUAGCGCCAGUGCCCUGCCGUCUACGCCGGAAAAGGCCGACUACUUACUGAAGUAUACUGCCAUAUGCUCGCAUGAGCAGCGGCAGACCUAUAAGAACGACUUCAAUGUGGAGUACAGUGAAUACCGGGACCUGCACGCGCGCAUUGAGACCGUCACUCGGCAGUUCACCGUGCUCGACUCACAGCUCCGGCAGCUUCAGCCUGGCACUGACAAGUACAAGACAAUCCAUAACCAGAUACUGCAGGAGUAUCGGAAAAUUAAAAAGACAAACCCGAACUACGCCGAGGAGAAGAACCGCUGUGAGUACCUGCACAGUAAGCUGGCAUACAUCAAGAAGCUCAUCGCGGAGUAUGACCAGCAGCGGCUCCAGGGCUGCUACUAGGGCGGAGCAAGCCAGCCAUUUUCCCCUGGAAACCAGGCCCUGCCUACCCUGGGGAUGGUCUGCUGAGUGGUGCCUCUUGGGAUGGUCAAGGGGGUCACGAUUGAAUCCUUUCAUUGGAGCGGAAUCCUGAGAAGGGCAACUAAGUCCUUUAAUGUAUUUAUUUUGUGCUGGAUGAUUCCACAGCCCUUUUCGGGUACCUUCAUUUUUCACGGGGAUGAAUCGUGUUCUCCUGCCCAACCCGUUCUCAAUGCAAGGGAGGAAGAACAUUUGUACCAUAUUCUUAUACUGUUAUGUAUUACACUUUUUUAAUUUAUUCAUUUUUUUCUGAGGGGGGGAGGAGGUUUCAUAGAGAUUAUAUGUCAUGGUAAUGAUACAGUCUGCAGUAUCGGGGUGGGGAAAGAUAUAUAACAUAUAUAAUAUGUCUUUAAUCUUAUUUCAUCAGCCAGUGUGUUUUUUUUUUUUUUUUUUUAAGCCUUGGCAUUUCAAUAAUUGCCCAUACGGUGCAAUUGUGAUAUCAUAAUAAUGAUGAUUAUUGUUCUAAUAAUUGUUGUUGUCGUUGUCGUAGUUCUUGUUUUUAUGGGACAUUUUCCCUUACAAAUAACCUGACUUUCACAGAGAAGACUGCUAAUCAGGCAUGCAUAGGUGUCUUGGUCCACUGGGGUUUGUAACCAUCGCCUGAUGCCCUUGGAAUCUGAUUACGCUCAGGCUAAGCCCAAGAGAAUGGCACCUCCAGUCUUCAUAAAACAACAUUCCUAUGAGAGUGUCCGAGCUGGUACACUCUGUAUGAGUGCAGGUUUUUGAAGGGACACUUUGACAGGUCCAGGAAAGGUGCAGCGGUCAGGCAGAAGGAUUGCCCAUCUGUUUGGGUCGACUGUUUGUGUUCCCUGCUGUGAUUCCAUAUUAAAUGUUGAUGUUAGGGUUUUUUUCUGGACUGUCUGUUCUUUUAUUGCCUCUUUGGAACCCACACCAAAGCGUCUGGAGUCAAACAGUGUCGCCACAGUACACGUGCAACUUGUGUGUGGCCAUCUUGUGUCCUUUUUUGUUCUUUUGUGUUCUUUUUGUCUCAGCUGCAUUUAACGGCACUGGGAGCGUAAACACUAGAAACAGCCUUGUUGUUAAGGAAAUGUACACAGUGUUAAUUGUGGUGCCAUUGCUGACCUUGCCUUCGUCUUGAUUAUCUUUAUUCGGUUGAAAAUGGAUUUUCAAUGUUUUUCACUCUGACGGACUUCGGAACUAGCAACCAGCUGUGCUGAACUCUCAGACUGUGUCUGCUUAUUGCACAAGCGGCCCCCCCCCCGCCUCCUUUCAUUGGUGGUAUAUGCCCAGGUAUGGUGGGGGUAUGACUACCUGAGGGAAGCCUGAAACUGAAUGACAAAUAAAAGUAUUGCUCCCCUUAAUGUCUAUCUGCUGUAAUUGCAAAUAACGCCCCCCCCCCACCCCUUGUAGUGAUGUUCGGGGAGGAUGUCAGUGACUGGAGGGCACAGCUUUUUGACCUGCAGCAAAUUCCUCCAACCUGCCCGUCCACCCAGCUGCCUGGCGGGAUUGUGUGCUAUGACAGGGGGGUGGGGUCUGUUUUUUUCCCCCAUAAUGGUUUCUGAUCAGAUUGUACCUGUGAUUGAUGGCCUUAGAUGAUGUCAUUUCAUUAUUUUUUUUUUAAUUACUACAAUCCUUAGUUGAGUGAUUAUUCUGCACAGGUUUAAAAUGUACGGCCUUGUCAGCCCUACACAGUGCAGUGGUCUGCAAAUAAAUGCUGUGCGAGCAAAAGAUUAGAAACUUUUAGAAAUUGACUUUUCUAGAUCACCCCGAGACACUUGGAAAUUUCCCAUUUCAAGAGAACUUAAAAGUCAGUUGGGUCACCUUUUUGCAUUCUUUACAAUUUUCUAAUAUAGUACUGAGUGUAUACUGCCUUGCAGUUAUGACAGGAGGAGGUAUGUUUAAACCUAUACCUUGUGAAGAGUACCUGGAUAGUGUAAAAUCAGAUGCACAAUGCCAUUUGUACUUUUUAAAUUCCAUCUAGAAAAACAAACAAACAUAUUGCCACACUAAAGUUGGCGUAACCCUCUGUUACUGGUCGUCCAGUUUUUAUUUUCCCUCAAUGGACUCUAAAGAUGUGUUCUGUAUGUUCAUCCACCAUUAUCAGACAGCCUAGACUUAUGGGAUGGCUUCUCUGUCCCAUCUCUUUACAGGUCAGAGGAUGGGGGAUUUAAACACUUCAGUCAAUGGUUUUGAUAGAGAUGUCAUUGUUUUGCUGGAAUGUGUUUUCUUCUCCUCCAGACUCUGUCCUCGCAUGUGCCAAGGAAAUUGUUACUUUUCAUAGGGAAUGGGAGUUUGCAAUUAAAUUAUUUAUUCAUUCUUCUUCUGUGCAUAUUCCCUUUUUCAGCCACCAAAAAUGGUCUGUAAAACGUGAAUACGGAAAAUAAAAUAUGAAAUGAA
Molecule: messenger RNA, 4424 nt
Organism: Paramormyrops kingsleyae
Lineage: Eukaryota; Metazoa; Chordata; Actinopteri; Osteoglossiformes; Mormyridae
Product: RNA polymerase II elongation factor ELL-like
Biological process (GO): positive regulation of transcription elongation by RNA polymerase II; snRNA transcription by RNA polymerase II; transcription elongation by RNA polymerase II
Cellular component (GO): transcription elongation factor complex
Molecular function (GO): cis-regulatory region sequence-specific DNA binding
Source: RefSeq, a predicted model, not a curated record